Messenger RNA from Podarcis lilfordi (Lilford's wall lizard), 1858 nucleotides. NCBI's taxonomy places the organism in Eukaryota, Metazoa, Chordata, Lepidosauria, Squamata, Lacertidae. The record is from the annotation of a GenBank genome assembly.
AUGGCCGCCGUGGCCGUCCUUCGGAACGACUCUCUGCAAGCGUUUCUCCAGGUCAGUCGCCCCGUCGAGCCGGGAGGUGGAAGGGAGGAGAAAGGGGUGCGUAAAAAGAAAGACCAAAAAAACUGGGCGCAUCUUUUUGAACAUCCAGGCGCAAGGAGGCAGAGAGGAGGGAGGGGAUGCCUUUGCUGGGGGACCCCCCCCCCAAAGUUGAAGGGUCGCUGUGCGCCCCUUCUGGGGAACUGAGCUGUAAGGUGCUACUCCCAUACCCGUUUGGGUUUAUGAUGCUGAUGAAGUAGAAAUGUUGAGAGGCUUCUGGGUUGGCGAGGAAACUUCUUGGCUUGGGAAUCCGCGCCUAGCGCUCGCUCGAGGGACUGGCUGCCCUGGAAUCGGCAGAGAGAAACUUUUUCUCUCUCCGGUUACAGCCAAGUUUCGCAAGGAGGGCAAAGCUGGAGUGGACGGGGGAAGGGUUGCUUCCUCGCUGCGGGAAGCUGCACCCCCGGGGUGGCACCGGUUUAGUAGGGGAGGAAGCGGGGUCGCAGCGUUUGGCGGGGGGCUGAUCGAGGCAGACUCCAGCCCGCCCCCUCUCUGAAGUUUCCUGGGAAACUUCCCCGCCCACGUGCUGGGCAGCCGUUGCUGAACUCCUAGCAGCGAACUUUGGGGGAGAGGCCGCUGGGGAGCCAAAAGGCGGCCGGUGCCCGCUUGUUGGUGGGCGGGGAGGCAGCUGGGCGACGGGCGACUAACGACGUGUCUCCCGCAGGACCGCACUCCGAGCGCCUCCCCCGACGUGGCCAAGCACUCGCCGCUGGCUUUACUGGCCGCCACCUGUAGCCGCAUCGGGCAGCCCGGCGCAUCGGGCCCGCCGUCGGACUUCCUGCAGGUGUCCUACGAGGCCAGCUUGGGCUCUCCGUCCAGGAUCUUCCACCCGUGGAGCAGCGACAUGCCGGCGCACUCGCCGGGCGGCCUGCCGCCGCCGCCGCCCAGCCUGGGCCUCACCCCGCAGCCGGCCUUCGGCAGCGCCCACGAGCUGCCGCUGACGCCGCCGGCCGACCCGUCGUACCCGUACGAGUUCUCGCCCGUCAAGAUGCUGCCGCCGCCGCCGCCGUCCAUGGGCGCGCUGUCGUCCAGCUGCGCUCCGCCGCCCGCCGCCUAUGUGCCCUACGCCGCCCAAGCGGCCCUGCCGCCGGGCUACUCCAACCUGCUGGCCCCGCCGCCGCCAGCGCCCCAGCUCUCGCCGGCGCCCGAGGACAUCCCUUGGUGGAGUAUCCAGCAGGCGGCGCCCGGCGCGGGCGGCUGCGCGCACCGCUUCGCGGGAAACCUGCAGCGCGGCCUGGUCUUGGCGCCGUCGGAGCUGGCGCAGUACCAGACGCAGCUAGCCGCGCUGCUGCACCCCAAGGCGCCCCUGGCGGCCACGGCCAGGAGGUGCCGGCGCUGCCGCUGCCCCAACUGCCAGGCGGCGGCGGCCGGAGGUGGAGGCGGAGGCCCCGACGGGGCGCCCUCCUCCGAGCCGGGCAAGAAGAAGCAGCACGUGUGCCACAUCCCCGGCUGCGGGAAGGUGUACGGCAAGACGUCGCACCUCAAGGCGCACCUGCGCUGGCACACGGGCGAGCGGCCCUUCGUCUGCAACUGGCUCUUCUGCGGCAAGAGCUUCACGCGCUCCGACGAGCUGCAGAGGCACCUGCGGACUCACACCGGCGAGAAGCGCUUCGGCUGCGCCGAGUGCGGCAAGCGCUUCAUGCGCAGCGACCACCUGGCCAAGCACGUCAAGACGCACCAGAACAAGCGCCUCAAGGCCGCCGCCGCGCCGGGACACGGACACGCGUGUGCCACCGUCAAAAGGGAGGAGCCCAGGGACAUGUAA